AUGCGCCGCGUGCUGCGCAAACCCCAGCCGCAGCAGCAGCAGCAGCAGCAGCAGCAGCAGCAGCAGCAGCAGCAGCAGCAAAUGGGGACUUACUCCUGCAGCAGCCCAGCCAAUCAAAAGCGGCAAAGCCCCCACAAGAGACCCCACAUGAGUGCAGUAGGGGGGGCGCCGCUGACUCGAGCAGCUGCAGCAGGAGCCUCUGCAGCAGCAGCAGCAGCAGGGGCAGCAGCAGCAGCAGCAGCAGCAGCAGUAGAGGCAGCAGCAGCAGCCGCAGAGGCAGCAACAACAGAGGACGCAGCAACGGCAGCAGCCACAGCAGCAGCGGAGGCCGCGGACAAAAGUGCAGCAACCGGGUCAGAGGAAGCAGCAGCAGCAGCAGCAGCAGCAGCAGCAGCAGCAGCAGCAGCAGCAAUGGCCACUUUGCGAUGUCUCUGGAUUAUCGCCUGCAGCAAAUGCAGCAGCUGCGAGGGGCCCCCCUCGGGGGGCCCCCUGGGGGGCCCCCCGGAGUCACUGCAGCACAGGGUACCGCUGCCGCUGCCUUUCUGGAGAAGUGUUACUACUAGAGCUGCUAACCGCAGCAGCAAAUCUGCUGCUGCUGCUGCUGCUGCUGCUGCUGCUGCUGCUGGGGGCCUCGGGAGAAGCAAGGGCACCCGCCUUCAGCAGCAGCAGCAGCAGCAGCAGCAGGAGCCGCCAGCCACUGCUGCUGCAGCAGGACUGCAUUCUGCUGCUGCGGGUGCUGCUGGAGGCGAAAAGGCAGCAGCAGCAGCAGCAGCAGCAGCAGCAGCACCGAGUCCUCGGCAGCAAGUGUCGCCGCCGUCGGAGACAGACCAGGGUUCCCCAAAGGGCGACAGGGGGCCAGCAGCAGCAGCAGCAGCAGCAGCAGCAGCAGCAGCAGGCAGCUGGACUGCUGCUGCUGCUGCUGCUGCUGGUGCUGCUGUGGGGCCCCACCCUGUUGUCUAUGACGAAGGCUGUACUGCGCGGCUGCUGUUUUCGCGGGCCUUUCAGUCAGCAGAAACCAGGUGGAGGCGAUUAGCCGUAAGUGCUGCUGCUGCUGCUGCUGCUGCUGCUGCUGCUGCUGCUGCUGCGGCUGCUGCUGCUGCUGGUGGUGCUUGCUGCUGCAGCGGCGGGGCCCUUGCUGCAGCAGCAACUCUGCAGCAGCUGGUGGUGUGCGCGUCUGAGGCGUCUCGCCGCCUCCGCGUGUGCUGCAGAAAAUAUCACCGUCCGUUUGCUGCUGCUGCUGCUGCUGCUGCUGCUGCUGCUGCUGCUGCUGUGCCGCUGCUGCUGCUGCUGCAGCGAGAUAUGUACAGCCCGCUCCCCACGGACGGCGAGCUGCUUGGCUGCUUUUUUUCCCAAGUGCUGCUGCCACCUGAGGACGACGUGACUUGUGCUGCUGCUGCUGCUGCUGCGGGGCCUGACUCCACAGCAGCAGCAGCAGCAGCAGCAGCACAAGGCUGGGGCCCCCCUCAGCAGCAGCAGCAGCAGCAGCGGCAGCACUUAUUCUUCCACGAUGUGCAGCAAGAAGCCAACUUCAAGGAGCCCACGUGGCCUUGCGGGCCGCUGCUGCUGCUGGCUGUGCCCCGCCACGGGGCCCCUCCCCUGCAGCAGCAGCAGCAGCAGCAGCAGCAGCAGCAGCAAAACCCAGCAGCAUGGGAAAGCCCUGCCGGAGCAGCAACAGCAGCAGCAGCUGCUGCUGCAAGCGAGCGCGAAUACGUGCACUGGGACAGCGGAGCGCCUCGGUGCAGCAGCCGGGCUGCUGCGGCCGAAGCAGCAGCAGCAGCAGCAGCAGCAGCAGCAGCAGCAGCAGGCUUCCUGUGGCCCGUGGCCUUCGUAAAAAGGAGACACUUGGGAGAAGAUGGCGGCGGCCGCUGCUGCUGCGGCAGCAGCUGCAGCACGGAACUUUUUGCUGUUGCUGCUCUGGCCUUGGAAGCAGACGCGCAGCCAGAGGAGACGCUGCCGCAAAACGUGCAGUGCUUCAGCUCUCUCCAGGCGACAGCAGCAUUUAGCUUCUUAAAUGAUCUCCUUGAGCUCUUCGUCGCCACUCUGCCCCCGCUUCCCGUCUCCGGCGCAGCAAGCGUCUCCCCAGCAGCAGCAGCAGCAGCAGCAGCAGCAGCAGCAGCAGCAGGCGGCCGCAGCGCCGGCCGCCACAAAGACAGCAGCAGCCGCAGGGGGCCCCCAGCAGCAAGGCCCGCUGCUGAGAAGAGCGGGGAGGGGGGCCCCCUUGCUGCAGCAGCAGGGGGCCCCAGUCCAAGAAGAAGGGCCCUGGGAGGGUUCAGUUUGCUGCUGCAGCUUGCUGCUCCCUUUGGGAGGCCUUUAGCCACAGAGCUGCGGCGGCUGCAGCAGCUGCUGCGGCUGCUGCAGGGGGCCCCCCCCGACUGCCUCAUGGAGGCCCUGUCCGACAAGCCCCCCGCUGCUGCUGCUGCUGCUGCUGCUGCUGCUGCUGCGCCUGAGCAGCAGCAGCAGCAGCAGCAGCAGGACUUGGUGCUGCCGCGAAAGCCGCUGCUGGAGGGGGCCCCACAGUCUCUUGCUGCGCUGCGGCGCAAAGCUCUGGCAGCACGGGGCCUGCCGCUGGACAUCCAGCAGCCGCAGGGCCCCCUGGACGUGAAGGCUCUGCUGCAGCGGAGGCCCCAAGAAGAGGCAGCAGCUGCAGCAACAGCAGCAGCAGCAGAUAGGCCACCGUGUCUUCGGCGGCUGCAGCUGCUGCAGUGGCGGAAGGAGCUGCAGCAACGCCAGCAGCAGCAGCAGCAGCAGCAGCAGCAGCAGCAGCAAGAGUGGAGUUGCAACCUGCAGCAAGAAACAGCAGCUGUGGGGCCCCGAGACGAAAGUCAAGAAGCUGCACAGGGGCCCCCUGUGGCCGUUUCCGGCUUUCGUGCCAGCGCAGCAGCAGCAGCAGCAACAGCGCGCAGCAGCAGCAGCAGCAGCAGCAGCAGCAGCAAGGGCCCCACAAGCGCGUCUCCCAGCAGGGCGCUGAGCGCUGCAGCCAAAGGCCAGGGGCCUGGGGGCGCCUCUGGCCCCACAGGCCCCCAGCUGGGGGCCCCCCGCAGCAGCAGCAGCAGCAGCAGCAGCAGCAGCGGCAGCAGCAGCAGCAGCAGCAGCAGCAGCAGCGUGACGAUAGAAGUGCAGAUUAAAGAGACAUUUAGCUGCCAGCUGAAGGGCAGAGAAGACCCGAAAAGCUUUCAGCAGGAAACAGCAGGCCAAGUGUGGCUGCUGUCUCCUUUGGGCCCUUUUGCUGAAGUGUCUCUUUCCCUCGCCUUCUGUGGGGCCCCAGCUUUGCCUUCUCUCAGCAUUCACCAAGCAGCAAGGAUUCAGACAGACCUGCAGGAGCAAGUGGCAGCAGCUGAAGGCGACGCAGCUGCUGCAGCACGGGGGGGCCCCCAGGGGGAGGGCCCCACAGCCCGCAUCACCACGAGGCCCCCUUUCCAGUCUUUGCUGCUUUGCAAAUAUUUUGUUGCUGCUCUCAAGCCCCCUCCCCUUUCAGGCGUGUACCAAGUCAAGGAAGUCUGCCCCGGGCUGCUGCGGCUGCUGCUGCAGCUGCGCGUAGCAGCAGCAGCAGCAAAGUGUCUCGACAGGCUGCAGGUGGCUUUGCCUUUCAGCCACAGAGGCGCUGUUGCGAAGGACGACCUCAAGGCCUCCCAGGGAACCUUCUGUUUGGUGAAUGAAGGGGAGGUGGUUCUGUGGACGAUCCCGACGCCUUUGGAGGGCGACCCAGACACUACACUAGGUGCUGCUGCUGCUGCUGCUGCUGCUGCUGCUGCUGCUGCUGCUGUUGCUGCUGUUGCUGCUGCUGGCCUUGAUUUUGCCCCUGAAAAUACUGCUUCUGAGGCAGAAGGAGGUGCAGCAGCGCAUUCUCUGUCUCUUUUGGGCGAGCUGACUGUCUCUCCACCCAAGGGGCCCACGCCACCUCAGCAGCAGCAGCAGCAGCAGCAGCCGCAGCAGCAAGCUGCAGCAGGUGAUCUGUACAGGGCAGAAGAGCAGCAGCUGCUGCAGCAGGCAGCAGCAGCUGCUGCAGCAGACCUUCCCCUGGCGAUGCAGCGCUUCGUGCUGCAGCAAACGCGGCUGCGCUACCAGCAGCAGCAGCAGCAGCAGCAGCAGCAGCAGGGCCCAUCCACAAAGACAACAGCUCCCCCAAAGGUUUCAACUACAAGCAGCAGCGCUGUCCGCAGCGACGGCAGCAACAGCGCCAGCAAAGGCAGCAGCAGCAGCAGCAGCAGCAGCAGCAGCAGCAGCAGCAAGAUGAGCUUUUUGACGGCUCGAGAAAAUAUGGUUUUAGAAAUGGGCACAAACAAUUUUGCUGCUGUGCUGCUGCUGCAAGGAAAGGGCCUCAGCGUUGUGGGGGCCUCCAUAAACCCCGCAGCAGUAGACGUUUUUGCUGCGGGCCGCACGGGGGACGCUGCUGCUGCUGCUGCUGCUGCUGCUGCUGCUGCUGCGCCUGCUGCUGCUGCUGCUGCUGCUGUGGACUCGUUCGCCAAGAAUGGAACUCUCAGCGUCAAAAUCGAGAAGUCCCUCAGCUCCGGGAGGUGCCUCAUUUGGAAUGUCUUGGGGGACUACAGACCAGAGCGUGUGACUUUGCGGUGGGACGACGAGGAGACGGAAGCAGCAGAAGAUCAGCAGCAGCAGCAGCAACAGUGGCAACAGUAG
Messenger RNA from Eimeria necatrix, 4635 nucleotides. RefSeq lists its product as hypothetical. Gene Ontology annotation, cellular component: SWI/SNF complex; nucleoplasm; brahma complex. The coding region runs from base 1 to 4635 and encodes 1544 amino acids. The record is from RefSeq and is a predicted model, not a curated record. The transcript has 11 exons. Gene Ontology annotation, biological process: regulation of transcription by RNA polymerase II; chromatin remodeling; positive regulation of DNA-templated transcription. NCBI's taxonomy places the organism in Eukaryota, Apicomplexa, Conoidasida, Eucoccidiorida, Eimeriidae. Gene Ontology annotation, molecular function: nucleosome binding.